AUGAAAUAUAUAAUUUUGAUUGCUCUUUUCGGCUACUGUCUAGCAAUCCGCCAACAAUCUGUGGCUAUUACGGGAAAAUUGAGAUGUGGAGCUGGACCAGCAUCUGGAGUCCUAGUAAAGCUUUGGGAUGAAGAUGACGGCCCGGAUCCCGAUGAUCUGCUCGAUCAAGGCUAUACAGCCGCCGACGGCAGCUUCACCUUGAAGGCAAGGAAAAUAUUCAAUUUCCUUCGUUUGCUUCUUCCCAUGCAAGGAUCGGAACGCGAACUCACUACAAUUGAUCCCGUUUUCAAGGUAUACCAUGACUGUGACGACGGAAUCAAGCCUGGCAAGCGAAAGGUCAAGUUCCGCAUCCCUAAUUCCUACAUCACUAAUGGACCUGCUGCUAAACGGACAUUCGAUAUCGGAGUGCUGAACCUGGAGACGAUCUUUGCCAAAGAAGAGCGUGAUCUUAUCUAA
Messenger RNA from Ostertagia ostertagi, 456 nucleotides. NCBI's taxonomy places the organism in Eukaryota, Metazoa, Nematoda, Chromadorea, Rhabditida, Trichostrongylidae. The record is from the annotation of a GenBank genome assembly.